Molecule: messenger RNA, 2498 nt
Organism: Gadus morhua (Atlantic cod)
Lineage: Eukaryota; Metazoa; Chordata; Actinopteri; Gadiformes; Gadidae
Product: Golgi reassembly-stacking protein 1
Exons: 9
Coding region: 140-1399 (419 amino acids)
Biological process (GO): Golgi organization
Cellular component (GO): Golgi apparatus
Molecular function (GO): protein binding
Source: RefSeq, a predicted model, not a curated record
CACGUGGUUUCCUCCUGUCAGUCCGCUUGUAGCUGAUAGCCACCAUUAGCCCCAGUCUGUCCCAGUCUGGCCAGUAAUGGCCCUACAUCCUCUCUCCGUAACACACAGGUCCUAAGGUUUAGCGCAGUGUUUGUUUGCUAUGGGGUUGACACAGAGUUCCUUUCUGUCGGACGGGGGCAGUAAUAGUGGAUACCAUGUACACGGGGUACAAGAGAACUCUCCUGCUCAUUUGGCCGGAGUGGAUCCCUUUUUUGAUUUUAUUCUCUCGAUAGGAAAUACCCGUCUUAAUAAAGAGAGUGACUUAUUGAAAGACCUUCUGAAAGCCAAUGUGGAGAAACCAGUCAAGCUGGAGCUGUACAGCAUGAAGACCCAGAGGGUGCGGGAGCUGGAGGUGGUUCCCAACAACAUGUGGGGGGGGCAGGGUCUGCUGGGGGCCAGUGUGCGCUUCUGCAGUUUUGAGGGGGCCAACGAGAACGUCUGGCAUAUCUUGGAUGUAGAGGAGCGUUCUCCGGCCUCCUUGGCCGGCCUUCAGGCCUUUCACGACUACAUCGUGGGAGCCGACCAGGUGUUGCAGGAAUCUGAGGAUUUCUUCUCCAUGGUCGAGGCUACUGAGGGGAAGCCUCUGAAGCUGCUGGUGUACAACUCCCAGAGUGACCGCUGUCGCGAGGUGGUGGUCACGCCCAACGGCGCCUGGGGGGGGGAGGGGAGCCUAGGGUGUGGCAUCGGCUACGGCUAUUUGCACAGGAUCCCGACUCACCCGCAUCAGCAGACCGACGCCCAGAGCUCCCGGACGUCCCACCAGAGUGCUGCGCCCGAAGCGGACCACACGCCCACACACCAACAGGGCCCUCCUGCUGCCGCACACCACCAUGCCGGGGAACAGGAGACCAGGGUGGAUCUGAGAGGGGGGUCCGCCGGGGAGCCCGGCCCCGCGUCAGACACAGCGGCGGUCCCGCAGCUAGGCCUGGAGAAGCGGUUACCCAGACUGGACUCCAUCUCGCUGGGCACGCCAGACGGCUCCAACCUCUCAGAGGCAGCCACCCCCGACCUGUCUGAGAUGAUCUCCACCAUGGACGUGAGCGGCGUCUCCAGGCUGGCCAACUACGGCGACGACUCCAGAGAGGAUCUGAGCCUGGACAUGUCCACAGGUAGUCAAACAGUGCCCUCCUCCCCAGACAACCAAGAGGACUCGGCUGUCGUCAUGGAGGAGGUGGAGGAGGAGGCGGGGGGGGAUCUCGUAGACCUCCUGGUGGUUUCCGGCGAUCAGACAACGGAGGACCUCUUCAGCCUCGAUGUCGUCAAGGAGACGGCGGGUGACGCCAGCCUUUCAGACGUUCAGAGUUUAGACGCAGAAACGCCAUGCUCCGAGCGAGUGGACCCAGGCCCGCUGGGGAGUUAAGAGCACUUUUUCACCCACUAUGCAUUAGAAGGCUUUAGUAGCUGGCUUUAGCGCUUGGGCUCAUAAAGCUACAUGCUAACGUUAGCAACACUGGAACUAAACUAUUUUAUUAUAUUAACAAGGGUUUUAUUGAUAUGAAGUUGCCUUUGCUGCAUGCUAACUUGCACAUUCAAACAAAAUAGUUUUGUUGGUUUAUGGUCUGAAGUUCUGUUGAUUCAGUUCACAAUGAAUGUAUGCUAAGGGUUACCUUGAAGGAUUAAUGUAUUGCUUUUUCUGGUCAGAACUGAUUCUUUUUUAACUGUCACCAACAAGCCUCCGUAGUUGGGUACCUUUUUAUGAAGCAUUUGGUGCCUUCACCAUCUUCACCAUUUAAUUACUGAAGGAAACAUGAUUGUAUGUUUAUGGAAUGGAUGGUUACAUCCACGAUCAGUUUUAUGUUUUGUGAGUAUAAAGUUUUAUGUAUGGGGUUUAUUUUGCUGAAAAUUAAGAUGGCGGGAGAGUUUGCGUUUUUAUUUUAUCUGUAAUAACAAAUACAGUAGCCAUAUCUUUAUGUUCAUUCUGCACUUUUGAUGAGAGCAAUGUACCAUUGGGAUAAUUUGUCUGUUUAUAUUCUUCCAUUUAACUAUGACUCGUAGUUAAGUUUAUGUGAUUGUAAAAUAAGAGAAAAAGGGGAAUUCUACUGGAGAAGUAAAAUUGUUUUCAAAAAUAGUCGAGCUCUUAUUGUGGUUUAAAGUGCAACCAUUCUCAAGUCCACUAAAUACGUUUGUUAUCAGAAGCGAUGGUUACCAUGGCAUUUUUUUUUCAGUUUUUACUUUUAAUUAGAGUUGUCUCCGGUACUUGACUUGAAAAAGGUCAAAGCAAUAUAACACAAUUAUAGGUAUCAAUAGGUGUCCGUAUUGGUGAGUCUAUUGAUCAGAAAUUUGGUCAUGAAGACGUGUGAUCUCAGGCGUUACUCAAAUCACUAUUCAAAAACCUAUUUUCUCCUGUGUGCUGCAAUGUAUGUUGAACUACGGGUUAUAUUCAGUUUUUUUUUCCUCAAAACUGCUUUGUCUUUAUAGCCUUAUAUUGGCCUACAGAAUAAACAUUGAAAACUCUUGAA